Carlito syrichta (Philippine tarsier) is the source of this 1577-nucleotide messenger RNA. RefSeq names its product NXPE family member 1. NCBI's taxonomy places the organism in Eukaryota, Metazoa, Chordata, Mammalia, Primates, Tarsiidae. The record is from RefSeq and is a predicted model, not a curated record. The transcript is spliced from 5 exons. Bases 360 to 1577 code for a protein of 405 amino acids.
UAAUUUUUGUCAUUUCCCUGAACUCCACAAAGCUUUGGUCUGCUCUCAACGUAUCUGUCUCCCUCCAUUACUGGAACGUCCCCAGGAGGUCCUUAUUCCCUAAAGUACCACUGAUUCCACUAAAGUCACCAACUGAGUCUGAGCUGAGAAUAAAGGAAAUCAUUGAGAAACUAGACCAGCGGAUCCCGCCCAGACCUUUCACCCACGUGAAAACCACCACCAGUGCUGCACACAGCACAGUCUCCAUCCUCAACCCCCGAGAAACAUACUGCAGGGGGGACCAGCUGGACAUCCUGCUGGAAGUGAGGGACCACCUGGGACGCAAGAAGCAAUAUGGUGGAGAUUUCCUGAGGGCCAGGAUGUCCUCUCCAGCCCUAAAGGCUGGCGCUUCAGGAAAGGUGACUGACUUCAAUAAUGGCUCCUACCUUGUCAGUUUCACUCUGUUCUGGGAGGGCCAGGUCUCCCUGUCUCUGCUACUCAUCCACCCCAGUGAAGGGGCGUCAGCUCUCUGGAGGGCGAGGAACCAAGGCUAUGAUAAAAUUAUUUUCAAAGGUAAAUUUGUGAAUGGCACCUCCCAUGUCUUCACCGAAUGUAGCCUAACUUCACACUCAAGCACUGAACUGUGUGACUAUCUGAAUGACAGAGACCAAGGAGCCUUCUACUGUGUGAAACCUCAACACAUGCCCUGUGAGGCCCUGACCCACAUGACCACCAGGAAUCGAGACAUUUCUUACCUUACUGUCAAGGAAAAAAGCCUUUUCAACAGGUCCAAUGUGGGAGUUGAAAUGAUGAAAGACCUUAAACACAUUGAUGUCUCCCGAUGUAACAAGAGUGAAAAGAUAAAAGGAAAAUGCCAAAUUGGAAUGAAGCCUCCUGUUCCCGGUGGUUAUACUUUACAAGGAAGGUGGAUGACAACAUUUUGCAACCAGAUUCAGUUAGAUACAAUUACGAUAAGCGGCUGUUUGAAAGGCAAACUCAUUUACCUCCUGGGAGACUCUACACUGCGACAGUGGAUCUACUACUUACCCAAAGUUGUAAAAACACUAAAGUUUUUUGAUCUUCAUGAAACUGGAACUUUUAAAAAACAUUUGCUUCUGGAUGCAGAAAGACACACUCAGAUUCAAUGGAAAAAACAUAGCUAUCCUUUCAUCACCAUUCAGCUCUACUCCCUGAUAGAUGAUAAUUAUAUUGCUCGUGAAAUUGAUCGGCUACCAGGUGACAGAAAUACAGCCAUCGUCAUCACCUUUGGCCAGCACUUCAGACCCUUCCCCAUGGACAUUUUCAUUCGCAGGGCCAUUGGUGUCAGAAAGGCUAUUGAACGACUGUUCCUAAGAAGCCCGGGCACUAAAGUGAUCAUUAAGACAGAAAACACCAGGGAGAUGCAUGCAGAGCCCGAGAGGUUUGGAGACUUCCAUGGUUACAUUCAAUAUCUUACCCUGAAGGACAUUUUCAAAGAUCUCAAUGUAGGUAUCAUUGAUGCCUGGGACAUGACCAUUGCAUAUGAUGCCAAUGCUAUCCACCCACCUGAUCAAGUGGUUGGAAAUCAGAUUAAUAUGUUCUUAAACUACAUUUGCUAA